Molecule: messenger RNA, 300 nt
Organism: Cordyceps militaris CM01
Lineage: Eukaryota; Fungi; Ascomycota; Sordariomycetes; Hypocreales; Cordycipitaceae
Exons: 2
Coding region: 1-300 (99 amino acids)
Source: RefSeq, a predicted model, not a curated record
AUGUGUGUGCAAAAGCGCGUCAAAGGGGAAAAUCGACGUGCGCAACAGUUGCAACGCACAAAAAAAAAGGCGAUCUUUGACGCCGCGGUCCUUGAUGGGGAGGGGCGCUCGCUUGAAGCGGGCCUGGUGGUGAGAAAAAUUGAAAAGGGCAGAGGUAACAAUUGGCCUUCCUAUUCUGGACGGAGGACGAUGCAGCCCAAAUGCACGCGGCUCUCGAUAUAUGAUAGCUCCCAUCCCUUUAUCAGCCCGCAGCCUGCAGAAUCACAGAAAGAAUACCUUCUUCCUCUUCUGCCGCAGUAG